CACCCUAGGCUGCCUGAACCCUUCUGUUCACACUGACCCCAACAGUACCAAACCACGCCCACUCGGCCAUCGGGCGCCCAUCACGUGCACUCCUUGCCGUUGCUCUGGCCGCAGCGCCACCCAGCCGAGCUCGGUUGUCCUGGAGAGGGACUCGCAGAUCCCGCGGUUUCUGGCCAAUUGGAUCUGGUGAGUGGAGAUCUCCAGGGUGAGGCCCACAGAGCCCUGCCCCGUCUUCCCUCUCACUUGGGGGGUCCAGAACCACCAGUAUGUCAGCUGAGCCGAGCGCUCCAGGGACCUCACCCAGGACACCGCGUCCUGGGGCCCAGAAGUCAUCGGGUGUGAUAACCAAGAAGGGGGACCGGGCCGCUAAGGAGAAGCCAGCAACUGCCCUGCCUCCGUUGGGCGAGGAGGAGCCGAAAAAUCCCGAGGAGUACCAGUGCUCUGGGGUCCUGGAGACAGACUUCGCCGAGCUCUGCAUACGGUCAGGCUACACAGACUUUCCCAAAGUUGUCACCCGGCCUCGGCCCAACCAGAACUUUGUCCUUUCCGCUUCCAUGUCAGAAAAACCCACCCAAGACGACCAGCGGCUGUCAGCAUCCUGCAGCCAGAACAGCCUGGAGAGCAAAUACGUGUUCUUCCGGCCCACCAUCCAGGUGGAGGUGGAGCAGGAGGACAGCAAGGUGGUGAAAGAGAUCUACAUCCGAGGUUGGAAACUUGAGGAUCGGAUUCUGAGUAUUUUCUCCAAAUGUCUGCCCUCCCUCAGCCAGCUGCAAGCCAUCAACUUGUGGAAGGUGGGGCUGACGGAUAAGACCCUGACCUUGUUCAUCGCCCUUUUGCCUCUCUGUUCCUCCACACUCAGGAAGGUAUCUCUGGAGGGGAACCCAUUACCGGAGCAGUCCUAUUACAAGCUCAUGGGACUGGACAGCACGAUCUCUCACUUAUCUCUGAGGAACAACAGCAUCGAUGACCAUGGGGCGCAGCUCCUAGGCCAGGCGCUGUCCACACUGCACAACAGCAACCGGACCCUUGUUUCACUGAACCUGGGAUUCAACCACAUCGGGGACGAGGGAGCGGGCUACAUCGCAGAUGGCCUGAGACUGAAUCGCUCUCUUCUCUGGUUGUCUCUGGCGCACAACCGUAUUCAAGACAAGGGUGCACUGAAGCUGGCUGAGGUCCUGCGCCCUUUUGAGCUGACCCACACGGAGGUGGUGGAGCGGCGGCGCCUGCUCUUGGAGAAAGGAACGCAGGAGCGGUCGUCACGAUCGCCUUCCUCCUCACGACAUGGAGACUCCAAAACAGAACGUGAGAAGUCUCAGACGACGGGGAUCAGCAAUGUUACUUCGGUGGACAAGCCAGAAAAGAUGCAGACAUUAAAAACACCCAAGGGUCUGGGCAAGAAAAAGGAGAAGUCUGGGGAAGUUGUAAAGAAGGAAGAGAAGUCGGGCCCCGGGCAGUCCCCUACACAAGGAACCCCUAAGAAAGAAGAUGCCACAAAGGCAGGCAAGGGGAAGGUAACCAUCCCUGAGCAGAAGAUGAGCAAGGGCAAAGGGAUGAAGACGGGGAGCAAAGAGAAGCGCAGCACCUUCCUCGAGUCAGAGCAGCUUGUUGUUGAAGCUACAGAGAUGGUUAACCCUCUCCUGGAGCCCGUGGAGCACCGAGAUGGGAAGGUUUUCAUGCCUGGGAACAAGGUCCUUUUGCACCUCAACCUCCUCCGAAACCGAAUCACAGAGGUGGGGCUGGAAGGCUUCCUCACUGCUGUGCAGUACCAGGUCCAGGUCUCCAAGCCCAGGACUUCUUCGUCCAAGGGCCCCUUGGGGCUGCUGUGGCUGUCCCUGGAGAAAAACUGCUUUGACCUGCAGUGUCCAACAUACACCAUGAUUCAGGAACUGAUGCUGCCAAGGGACCCUGUGAAGGCCAAGGUCAGGGAGGAGGAGGCCACAGCUACCUAGGCCUCCCACGGGCAGCCCCAUGUCCUUGGGAGAUGUCACGGACCAAUAACAGUCUGUUGCUGUGCUAUUCUGAAAAUCACUCCAGAACUGUUUGGAACAUUUAGGCUCUUGUGUCUGUUCAUGCUGCCUGGCUAGACGCGGCAGAGUGGUGCCCUGAAUCACACCAUGUCUCUGUUUGGGGAUGAACUGAGUUCCUGGCUACAAAGCCAGGGCCCUUGCUCUACCUCCUGGGUGUCCCAGUGGCACCUCCCAGACCAUCUCUGCCAGCAUACACUCAGCCUUAGGAUGAUGCGGGUCCAUCAGCACAAUUGAUGGAGGGAGUAAGCUUGGAACGAUCAUCUCCCAGCAUUCCAUGCUGCUUAUCUCCAACCCAUGUUGCCUGGCUUGUGAGAGGCCAGGGAGAGGGUACUGUAUUCAUAUAUGACUGGCAAAGGCCAAACAUUAGGCACAGCAGGUCAGCAACUUGAAAUCAUGGACAUGUAGAGUUGGGGCUGCCAGGCUGUCUCCACUAAAUUUUGGAGAGCCCAUGUCAACCUACAGGGUAAAAGGACACUGCCCUCAUCUCUAGCCCCUCUGCCUACCAGAGCUCCAUCUUCAGCACUGGCUGCCCCAGCACUGGCUGCAGGGAUAUCUCCCAGUGCUCUGAGUCCCAACACUGUCAAGGAGCACCAUGAUCAUUCAUUACGGCUUCUCCAGUUACAUCUGCCAGGUCCUCUAAAGCUCUGUCUUCAGCCCUACACUUCAUCAACAGCCAUGGCUAAUUGUGAUACACGGCUGUAUCUGAGGCACUGUUGGAGCCUGUGGGAGGAAGGCCAGGGAGGAAGGAGAGGUAUGGGGGCAGUGAGGUGAACUUUCUUUAUGUUUUACAGCUGAGGGUAGGUCUUGAGAUCUCUGUUCCUUUGUGUGAAGUAACCACACUAUCUGUUUUGGGCCAGGGUCACUUGCCCAACCUCUUCUGAGAAGGCACACACCUGAAACUUUGGGAGAGGUGGGGGACUUGGUGUGGGAUGCAUGGCAGGGGCUCUCCUGGUUCCCUCUGUCCAUUCUUGACCAGUCACGACCAGCAUCCUGUAUCAGUCUAAGAAUCAUACAACCACGAUGGAAGAAUAUUUAACUUUUCUUUAAAAAAAUCUUAACCAUGAAAGGAGGAAAAUAAGAGUAUACAUUAUUUUAACAGCAAAACAGUCAU
Onychomys torridus (southern grasshopper mouse) is the source of this 3138-nucleotide messenger RNA. It is a transcript of the gene Lrrc71, whose product is annotated as leucine rich repeat containing 71. Gene Ontology annotation, molecular function: protein binding. The transcript has 15 exons. The record is from RefSeq and is a predicted model, not a curated record. NCBI's taxonomy places the organism in Eukaryota, Metazoa, Chordata, Mammalia, Rodentia, Cricetidae. Bases 267 to 1949 code for a protein of 560 amino acids.